AUGUCUGCGCUUGUGCAAAUUUGGCAGGGAUUCGAUCUCCCCUCUGUGCGGGAUUUGCAAAUAGAGCGGUGCCCAGAGCCAACUUGCAAAGGCACAUGGACAAGGCCCAAAGCCCAAACUUGGGCCACAUGUCCUGCCUGUGGAACACAGGUCAUUAGCGCUGAAUACGAGACUGAAUUCGAAAGCUCUUCAGCCACCGACUUUCGCACACCCGGAUCCCCAAGGAUACUCUUCCCCGAAAGAUCGGGGAGAAAUGACGCAAAUAGAUCACGACGUGCGGAAUAUAGACAAUCUAGACGAGUGGAACGACUCCCGGAAGGGGAAGACAUGGAAGACGAUUCUGACAUAGACAUAGAAGAUAUCUCUACCUUCAAACGGGUUGUGCGUAGGGUUGUGCGUCGGCUUGAAGCUUUUGACGCACUUAGCCCUGACGACACAGAGUCUGUUUUCAGCUUUGAGGACCCUUGGACCGUAUAUUCCGACGCUGCCUCGUUCCCGGAGAUGAACUACCAACAAGCUGCGGUGAUCUAUAUAGUGAAGACACUAACUGGCGACUCGGAGCUACUGGCCCUAUACAAGGAGGCAGCUCAGAUAAUGAGUAAAGACAGGUUCAUGAGAAAUCACAUACGUUUGCUGAGGAAACUUCACCGGGACAUUCUUUCGGAGGCACAUGGUCCAACCCAGAUAUCAGCUGCCCGUUUCUUGGGAUCGAUUCGUCACCGCAUCUCUUCAGCAAUUCACGUCAUCGUCAUGCCCACCAAAUAUACCGUUCGAGAGAAAGUGAACACCAUGCUCGAGCAGGGGAAAGAUAGUCUUCUCCUACUUGAACGUCUGCUAGUUGAAACAUCUUCUACCGCACAGCUAGCACCGAUAUAUACCGAUGAUAAAAUAUCUGACAGCAAGCUAGGUACGCAACUUCACACUUCACAUAGUGCAGACACCGCUAAUGGGGAGGGUGAAGAUCAUUGUAGCCAUGAGGAUAGAAGCGGCGGUGAAUAUGAGCCGAUUGAGGAAGAUACCACGCUAUUCGAACUAGAAUCAACUGCAAAGUUCGUUACCUCCGCAAGAUCCUUUGACCUGUUUAAAGAGGACGUCCGUGGAUUUCUUUAUGCUGCGUCUAAGGACGGCUAA
Penicillium arizonense is the source of this 1131-nucleotide messenger RNA. RefSeq lists its product as uncharacterized. NCBI's taxonomy places the organism in Eukaryota, Fungi, Ascomycota, Eurotiomycetes, Eurotiales, Aspergillaceae. The record is from RefSeq and is a predicted model, not a curated record. Bases 1 to 1131 code for a protein of 376 amino acids. The transcript is spliced from 2 exons.